CGCCGGCGAAGUCAAAAUCCCUCUUUCUAACGUUCUCUCACACGGCAAGAAGCUUCAUCGGAAAAUGCUUUCCAAUUCUCCGACGAUUUCCAGGUUCUCCAUUCUCUCCGACCACCACCAUCUCCACCGUCGCAGCUACAACCACCACUCUCUAUCUCAUUCUCCGCCGCCGCCGCCACCGUCUCAUCUACGAAAGAUCCAAAUCCUACGCCUCCGUCGUAAUUUCCAAAUAUCCGCCAUAGACGCAGCUCAACCCUUCGACUACGAAUCCAAAAUAUCCGACCGCAUCGCAAAAUCCAAAACACUAAAAAUUGCCAUUGUAGGCUUCGGCAACUUUGGCCAAUUCCUUGCGAAAACCCUAGUUCGUCAAGGUCACAACGUCCUUGCACACUCCCGCACCGAUUACUCCGCUGUGGCAACAGAGCUUGGCGUCUCUUUCUACUCUAACGCCGACGACCUCUGCGAAGAACACCCCGAGGUAAUCCUCCUCUGCACAUCAAUCCUUUCAACCGACAAAGUACUCCGCUCAUUGCCAUUACAAAGGUUGAAACGAAGCACAUUAUUCGUAGAUGUUUUAUCUGUUAAAGAAUUCGCUAAAGAUUUGUUCUUGCAAAUAUUGCCAUCAGAUUUCGAUAUUCUUUGUACCCAUCCGAUGUUUGGGCCUGAAAGUGGUAAAAACAGUUGGAAAAAUCUUCCAUUUGUGUAUGAAAAAGUUAGAAUUGGGCAUGAUGAAGCUAGGGUUUCGCGUUGCCAAAAAUUUCUUGAUGCUUUUGCCAAAGAAGGGUGCAUUAUGAAGGAGAUGACUUGUGCUGAGCAUGAUCAGCAUGCAGCAGAGUCUCAAUUCAUAACCCAUACAGUUGGGAGGAUCUUGGAGAAGCUGAAUUUGGAUAGUACCCCAAUUAACACAAAAGGGUAUGAGAGAUUGUUGGAUUUGGUGGAUAAUACAUCAAGUGAUAGUUUUGAGUUGUAUUAUGGGUUAUUUAUGUACAAUAAGAAUGCAAUGGAACAGUUGGAAAGAUUGGAUUUGGCUUUCGAAUCUUUGAAGAAAGAGCUGUUUGGUCAUUUGCAUGAGGUUUUGAGGAAGCAAUUGUUUGGGACUAGAGAACGGUAUUUGGGCGUUUUACCAGAAGCACCAGUCUUGUCGAAAUUGCCUCCUAAUGGGAAUGGGAAUGGGAAUGGGAAUGGGAAUGGGAAUGGGAAUGGACCUGCAUUACCAUCUGAAUCAGAUUCUACUAGCUGAGAACAGUGCAAUAAGUUUCCAAUUCAUGGUGUAGAUCGAUUGUUAUGUUGUACGAUGCUAAUGUGUGGUUCUAUGGCUUAUGAGACAAAUGGGGAAGGAGACAAUCUAAAUGCAGGGUCAUAUUUCCUCACUUGUAUGAAGCUGCAAAUUUUGUUAUAUUUUUAGAAGUUUUUAAUCUUGGUGGGAGCUUGUUAGAUUAGUAGGGAUUGCAGAAGCAGAUUUCCUUCAUUUAUGUGGUUAUUAUGGGAUAUCAAUAAAAGUGUUUUUGUAGUUUUAUUUGGGUGAUCAAGUUUCAAGAAUAAGUGUAUUUCUGUACCUUUGCUUUCAGAAAUGGAGGACCAAGAGGUUUUUGUUC
This is a messenger RNA of Cynara cardunculus var. scolymus (artichoke), 1595 nucleotides long. RefSeq names its product arogenate dehydrogenase 2, chloroplastic-like. NCBI's taxonomy places the organism in Eukaryota, Viridiplantae, Streptophyta, Magnoliopsida, Asterales, Asteraceae. The transcript is spliced from 2 exons. Gene Ontology annotation, molecular function: prephenate dehydrogenase (NAD+) activity; prephenate dehydrogenase (NADP+) activity; arogenate dehydrogenase (NADP+) activity. The record is from RefSeq and is a predicted model, not a curated record. The coding region runs from base 65 to 1240 and encodes 391 amino acids. Gene Ontology annotation, biological process: L-tyrosine biosynthetic process.